This is a messenger RNA of Tetranychus urticae (two-spotted spider mite), 366 nucleotides long. The record is from RefSeq and is a predicted model, not a curated record. Lineage: Eukaryota; Metazoa; Arthropoda; Arachnida; Trombidiformes; Tetranychidae.
AUGCCUCGAGGAUCAUCACUAAGCGAUUAUGAAAAGGGUCAAAUUGAUUCAUUCAAGACCCAAGGAUUAUCUAUCCGUCAAAUUGCUGCUAAAAUAACUCGUUCACCGAGAGUGGUUUUCAAUUAUUUGAAUGCAGGUGAAAAUUAUAGUGCUUCCCCCCGCUCUGGACGACCUGCAAAAUUUGAUGAUCGUGAUAAACGAAGUGUUCUUAGACUGAUGGAUGAAGGUAACAAAUCUUGCAAACAAGUCUUGGAAGAAUCGAGUUUGCCUGUUUCUGUAAAAACAAUUAAUCGUGCAAUCGAGGAGUCAGGAUUCUACGAGUACGAUUCAAUGGAUGUUAAGCCGAGAUUAACUGAUGAACAUAAG